This is a messenger RNA of Vitrella brassicaformis, 4904 nucleotides long. Lineage: Eukaryota; Vitrellaceae. The record is from the annotation of a GenBank genome assembly.
CAUGAGUGCAAGAGGCAGCCACGGCGGCGGUAAAGAGCAAGGGGACGAGCGCCGCCCGGCGCAAGAAGCGGGCGAGGCCACCAUGAAGACAACAGACCACGAUGAGCAACUGUCCGCCGCACAAAAGAGCAGCAAGAUAGAGACCGAAAACUUCAGGGCGGCAGAAAUCCGCUUCCUGCAGGAGCAAAACAAGCAGGUGAGGGCUGCUUUUAAAGGAAAAACCACGGGACAGAGAAGCCCCACGUGUGUGUGCGGUGUGUGUGUGUCAGGUGUUGUCCGCCUUGGAGCGGGCCGAGGAGGAGCGUGAGGAUGCCCUUGUGACGGUCAAGGAGUGGGAGGGGCGGGCGCUGGAGAUGCAGAGCGACAUGGAGGCACUGCAGAAGAAAAUGGAGGUAGGGAGAGACGUGCGUGUGGGUGCAUAUGGAUGGAUGGAUGGAUGUGUUGCUUGUGUUUGAAGGCGAUUGAGCGCCAGUCGAAUCAGAGCAUCACAGAUGUGGCGACCAAGGAGGAGCACAUCAAAGUCCUCUCUGAGCAGGCAUGCAGUGCAGCAGUGAAGAGACAGACAGACAGACCAGAUGGGAUCAUGCCGCAUCCCUUCUCUCCUUUGGUUGUGUCAGAAUCGUCAGCUCCUGCAGCUGCUAGAGCAAGAGGAGGGCAGGCACCGAGAGAAGGCUGUCAUGGCCGAAAAGCUCACGGUCGGUCUGUGGGCCAACCAGUGUUGGCUCACCAAACUGAUCUCUUUUCAUAUCUUUCGCUUUCUGUUGUCUGUCAGAUCGACAACGAGCGGAUGACAGUGCAGCUGCAGGAGCUGCAGAAGCGACAGGAGUCAGGCGAUGAGGCACUGGGCAAAUGGUGAGGCACAUGCACACAUAGACAGCCCCACUUAGGCGUCUGUGUUGGGUGCAGGCAGGAGGAAGUGGAUCGUCUGUCGACGGGCAUGAGGACCGCUCAGGCAGAGGCGGACCACCUGCGGGCCGCACUCACAGCCCUCGAGGCACAAAGCAAAGUCGACCUGGAAGGUCGGGGUCAGGGAGUCAGGGAGUGAGUGGGCCACACGACACACACAUCCAUCUAUCUUUGGUACUGUUGGUUGGCUGCAGCGAUGGAGCAGGCCCUGUCAGUGGCCAAGAAGAAGAACGUGCAGUACCUGCAGCAGGUCCAGUCACACGAGGUGGCACAACGACGACUCCAAACAGACCUAAACCGACUGCUCGUAAGCCAACAUUCCUCCCAACGGCACACCCUCUACACACAACACGAUGCAACUGCAGGAGGAGAAGCUGCGGAUCGAGCGUGAGAAGAAGGAGCUCUUCGACCAGCUGCAGGCGGCCACUGCCGGCAGAGAGCAGGAUGGCAGGCGCGCCACCAGCCGAGGGGGCAAGAGCGGCGAGGGCGAUGGCGGCGCCCGUCUUCAGCAGCAGGUGGACAUGCUCAAGAAGGCACUGCACAACGUUGAGAGGGCCAACGAGAAGCUGCAGGAGGAAAACAAAUCGGCGGCAGAGAAACACCGCGAAAUGACCGAUAAGGUGAGAUGAGAGGCAUCCACAUCCUCGUGUGUGUGUGCAUGUCUCGUCAUUGGCCUUGGUGUGUGCAGGUGUAUUCGUUGAUGGACAGCCUGCGGCUGAAUCAGCUGGAGCACAAGAAAGUGGAAGCCGACAACAACAACAAGACCAAAAAGGUCCUUUAAGCUCGCCGUGUAUGCAUCAAUGACAUAAUGUCUCUCUCUCCCGCUGCCUCCCUCCCUCCCAGGUGCUGUCAGUCGAGAAGCAGCUGCAGGGCGUGCAAAGCCGACUCAACGCCGAAAUCGAUGCGAAACAAGUCAGCAGGGCAGCCAUCGAUAGGCCACACCUGUGUCUCUGUGUCUGUCCUUUCUGUCAGGCUGCCGAGCAGUCAGCCCGAGAAGCCAUCCAGGAGAAGAACCUCACGGACAAGCGGAUGAAGCAGAUCGAAGAGGUACCACCUGACGUCUCACGUGUAGAUGUUCGUGUGCAUAUGUCGCUCUUCUUGCCGGGCAGGAGAGUGCAGCGUGCCGUAAGGAGCUGCAGGGUGUCGAGCAGAAGCUGCAAGAGCUGAUCGAGCGCAACAGGGCGCUCGACUCACAGGUAGGUGUGCGGUGGGUGAAUGGGGCAGACAUCGGUGUGACCCACGGUCGGUUCGUGCAGGUCCAUUAUUUGUCGGCUCGUGUCGAGGGUCAGGAAGAGGACAAAGCGCAGCUCAGAGUCGAGAGCCGAAAGUACACACACACACGCACACCCAGGACAGCAGUUUACUGGCAUGUCUUGGCUGGUUUAGACUGGAGGCCUCGAUGAAGGAGAUGGGGAAGGAGCGCACGUCAUACCAGGACCGGAUCGGUGUCCUGGAAGAGAGGCUGCACCAGACCGCUGUCGAGAAGGUGAGCUCCAGACGCAGCGACUCGCUCGACAGAGACACAGAUGCAUGGGUGCAUUUGUUCUGUGUCUGUGUGUCAGGACCAGCUUCGCUCUGAGCUGGACUACAUCAAGCGGGAGGACUUCCUCGACGAAACAGGUCCGUCGACGGGAUUUCUGAGCGCCUCUGUCGAUUCAUGUGUGUGUGUGUGUGUGUGUUUGUCUGUCUGUCUGUCUGCAGGUCGCACGCGGCCUCUGUUGAUUCACAGCACGGAGUCCACACUCGUCGACAGACUCAAGCUCAACGAAUUCCUCUACAGAGUGGGCAGGGCAGGCACGUCACACACACAAGGUGCAGUGCAGUGGAUGCCGUGUCUCUCACAGGCCCAGCAAGGUCCCAAUCCAGUGCCCGUGUUGGUCGAGAAGAUCGCCCAGCUGCUGGAGAUGCUCCACGUCGCACAGACACAGGCCGACCAGUAUCUGACGGACCUGGCCCGCGCCAACCAGACGGCGGCUGCGAUGCGUCAGAAGAACCUGGUGCUGUAUGAGAAGUACCAGUGGCUGGAGGACUUCCGCACCAAGGUGGUCUCGCAGGUCAUCGCCAACAUACUCGACUCGACCGACGGAUCGCACGUCAACCUCGCCGGGCUGCAGCUCGAUGAAAAGAUGCUCGGUGAGGCGACCGAUCGGCGUGUGUGGAUUAUGGGGCGUUGUGUGGAUCUGUGUGUGUGUGUGUGUGGUCGUGACAGAGACGUUGCUUGAGUUGUCUGACCGAGAGAGGGUGAGCGAGGUUGCCGACCGGCUGCAGAAGCUGAACCUCUCACGGAACGGACUCCUGGACCAACACAUACCCCCCAUCAUCCAGGUAGGUGGACACCCGCUAAUGCAAUGCACCUAUGCCACACCCUUUUCCCUCCACGGCUUUGUCGCGGUGCAGCUGUUGAUGCGUUUCCCGUACCUCCGCCGGCUGGACCUUAGCGGCAACUGCCUGUCGUACGAGGGCAUCAAGCGCCUCGAGGAUGCUGUGGGGGCCAUCAGCGGAAUCACCCUCACACAACGAAUCGCCAACCCCCUGGUGCGGACAGACGAAUCGGCAAGACACAGAAGGACGCAAUGAGACGCUCGUGUGCAUGCGCGUAUGAUCGUGCAGCGCAUCGAGGCUCACAGCGGCCACCAGUUGCGGCUGUGUAUCCUCACCGAAGGGCAGGAGGCGCCCCCUCCCCAAUCGCAAAUCCCUCUCGACGACGUGGUCAGCCCCCACUACUGACCUCUCCUUCACUCACAUGUGCAGCACCCAUCCGUGUCUCUGUUUGCCCUCGCUAGACAUCCCCUGACGGUGUGCCCAUGGCCUCUCCUGCCGUCGAGGACAAGGAUAUGGGCCCUGAGCUCAGCAGCUCCUCCAUCAUGUUGCCCAGCACAGACGACCCCACCACUGGCAAACCUCGCCCGCCCCACCACACCACCGUCAAGCUCGCUCGCAGCCAGACACGGCGAAUUACACAGGCAGGAGCCGACAAGGCGCCCUUUCAGCGCUCAUCGACGUACCACCACCAGGCCGGCGCCGCACCCCAGGCGGCAGCACCAGCGAGAGGCUCUGCGGUGUCUCUGCCAAAAGUGACGUCUCUCAAGCCACAUGGCCCGCUGAGACACGGGAAAUCUAUCGAUAUGGGCAAGCAGAGGAGUGGAGACGACGUUGGCCCCACCACCAAGGGCGACAAAGGUGACCAUGCGUUGCCGAAGCUGAUGAGCGCCUCCGGUGGUGGUGGUGGUGGUGGUGGUGGCGGCACGCUGAUGCAGUCGAGCGGGUGGGGUGGGGGACCCCCGCCGCCUUCGAGGAGUAAGGUGAACCGGCCCGUGCCACUCGCACAGGCGGUCAAGGGUAGGUCAUUCGACAUGUCUGCGGGGCCUGCCCCGUCCACACCCGGUAAGAGAGUCACUUGAAGAAGACAAGAUUGAGCCAUGGAUGUGAUGUCUCCCUACCUGUCUGCUUGCGCUCGCAUCCAUCGCUCUCAUGCAGAUGUUGGCAGUGUGGCACGAACGAAGUCGUUUGCUCACCCGAAGGACGAGACGGCGUCCUCUCAUUCUCAGGUGGGGAGAAAGAGCCCCUACAUCACGUCGCAGAUGUCAUCCAUCGGUGCGGCGGCCAAGAAGUCCUCAUCGCACAAGAAGCGGGAGGCAGCCAAGCCGCCGACUCCCCCGCCCUCCCACGCUCCCCCGCCGAGGCCACACCCAUAGACACACCCACAGCCACACCCACCGUCGCCCGGAGCGCUGGAGGAGGAUCUCAUGUCUCCCUCUUCGUCUAUGCCCCAGCUGCCCUCCAAGACUGUCAUGAUCCCCAUCGACAGCCCAACUUAGUGCGUGAGGGUUGCUAUCUGUCUAUCUAUCGCAUAUCUGUUGCUGGCUUCUUGCUGCUGCUCUUGCCGCUGCUGGCGUUUUGUGAAGGGGUGUCUGUGGUCCGUGAGUGAGUGGGUGAGUACACGAGAGCGUCACCGUUUUGUGCGUCAGACAAUGUCGCUGUGCACGCAAUGAUAUAAC